Molecule: messenger RNA, 2159 nt
Organism: Cercospora beticola
Lineage: Eukaryota; Fungi; Ascomycota; Dothideomycetes; Mycosphaerellales; Mycosphaerellaceae
Gene: ICE2
Product: Ice2p
Biological process (GO): endoplasmic reticulum inheritance
Cellular component (GO): endoplasmic reticulum membrane; perinuclear endoplasmic reticulum; cortical endoplasmic reticulum
Source: RefSeq, a predicted model, not a curated record
UCCACUCGCUCCCAAACUUCGUCGUCCCCCGCCUGACCGCCCUUCAAAUAUCGCGUCGCCGCCAUCACCGAACCACGGACGCGCUUGCAUCGACGACUGUGGAGACCAGCGCUGGCUGGACCCUAGUUAUCACACUAUCUGGCGGUCAACUUUAGCCUAGCGACGAGCACAAUUUCAACACUUCCCGCCCACCUUCCUCCAAGGCCGCUGUUCCUCCUGCCUCCUCCACCACGCGCUCCUGCUGCGAUUUCGCCAGCGUGAGAGGUGAGGAGAGCCAAUCUCUUCGUCAUCGCCGCAUGACCCUCCCACCACCGCCAAUCCUCAACCCUCCGCACGACACGGCUCGGCGGUCAAGGUGGCCAUGAUCCUCCGCUUCAUUGGGAGUUCGCUCUUCCUCGCCUCGAUCGUCUUCACCAUCCCACUCGCUUUCGAUGUCGGCGGCCGAACGUGUGGGCUCGCCUUCAGUCUGAGCUUGGCCACGUACUACUUCAUCCUCUCCACGCUACGACUCGCGACGCCAGAUCAGUCAACAUGGAGGAGGGCAGGAGUCAACACGAUCGCCGCUAUGCAGCCCAUCAUGAUCGCAGGACUGCUGAUUUGGAGCCUGAACAAGUUCAGUGUGGACGCUGGUGAAGAGGGAACCUGGGUUAGUCGCGCCUUUUUCAACGCGACGAAGCCACUGCACCAGAGCCCGAGCUUCAAGGAAUGGGUGUUUGGACGUGAGGGAAUGCUGCAGUAUGCCUUGAUCGGCGGAUGGGACAAAUUUCUGAGGUAUUCCAUGCCUGUGUUCCAACUGGUCGAGGGCUUCUGCAGUCUGCUGGUCAUACAAGCUGCUGGGCAGGUCACGCGGUAUCUGGUCAACAACGACGAUGGAGGAGACACUUGGAUGCUAGGGCUCUUAAUACCAUCCGGCAGCAUCAUCGCCAGUUCAUGUUAUUUCAUCUGGCGCAUGUCGACCUUUCCGGGACUCGACAGCCAGGAUGCAGUACUGAUCGGCAUCGCCAUCACUUGCGCAGUGUUUCUGUGCGCUUGGGGCAUUGGAAGCGGGCGUGGGAACAUUGUGGAGAGUAGCUUGCUAUUCGCAUACAUCACGCUCUGCAUCUACCAGAUCUUCACCGAUUACCAGCCAAGCCACCCACUGCCAGAGUCUCCUCUACCGAACGACGUCAAUGAAUUCCCACCUCUCCCUCCAAUCCUGAUGGCCAGCUUCUCGACCAUCUCGCAAGCAUUGUCCCAAUUACCGAGCACCAUUUUGAACGGCUUCGGCUUCAUGUUUGCUGCUGUACAGACCGUAACGCCCUCGGUCAUCAUCUCGCUGAUCUACCGGCUUCUGGUCCUCUACGCUGCAGCACGCAUCAUCCCUGCUGUCCGGGAGUCUGGCGCGCGUGCUUUAGCACACGAUCCAUCGUUUGAAGAUUCGGAAGGUGUGCAUGGUCUCAUGGGAGUUCUAACGUACUACAGCCCAAGCAUCCUCAUCGCAGUGUACACAAGCCUUCUCCUCCAGCACUUUGCGACCGCUUCUGCAGAUCAUCCAGGGGAAUGGUGGACUAGUCAAGGCGGUGAAGGAGGAGGAAACAUCAGCCGGUGGGCCAACCUGGCUGGCACUAUGGCACUCUACGCAGUCGAGCUGUACUUAGGCAAGGACCAAGAUGAUGCCCUCCACUGGAAGCUGGAUUGAAGACAACCAGACAGGAUGCGAGAGUGAUUCACGAAAUUGUAUUUGACCCCAGAGGUCAUUUGAAGGAGCGAUCUGUGAUCGCGAACGGCUGGCCGUAAAGGCUGACAUGCACUCCUCUUGAGCAACUAUGGCAACGGACAAGGUGCGUUUGCCGGGCAUGGGUGUCGUACGUCAGAGGAAGGACGCGUCGUGCACAGCCAUACGAGAUUGGAAGCAUUCUCUUCGCAGCCGACGGGGCCGGCGUACGUGUGCACUUGCAUUUGGAACAGACCCAGCGAGGUCCAGGGAGUGGAGGAGGGAAGGCACAUCCCCUUUGUAGCAUUGGAUGAGAGGAAGAACACGCAGUUGAGGAUAUAAGAGAACGGUAGCGCGGGAGGAGGGGUGGCAGAAGACUGAAUGAAAUCACUAAUUCCACAGAGCGUGGUAAAACACCAGCCUAAGCGAUCGAUUAGAUACCCCAGAAAACGUCAAUUUGUGCAUG